Molecule: messenger RNA, 4551 nt
Organism: Trichoderma reesei QM6a
Lineage: Eukaryota; Fungi; Ascomycota; Sordariomycetes; Hypocreales; Hypocreaceae
Exons: 7
Coding region: 1-4551 (1516 amino acids)
Biological process (GO): mitochondrial tRNA threonylcarbamoyladenosine modification
Cellular component (GO): mitochondrion
Source: RefSeq, a predicted model, not a curated record
AUGCCUCGACAUGCCUCUUACACAUCAUCAAAGAGCUAUCGAGCGGACGAUUGGGAAGACUGGGAAGACGACGAUGAUAUCACGCCCAUCGACAGCGCAGUCGAGCCUGGCCUCCUUGCUCCACCACCCACUCCAGCUUAUAUCCUCACAAGUGCGACCAAGCCUGUUAACGCCAGGAUAUCAGCAAGACGCUCAGCAGCCAAUCGUCCAGUAUCAAAGAAGCCGCUCAAGGCGCGAAACGCAAAGUUUGGUAUCAGGCUGAUCACGGACAUGCCUAUGAUGAGGCGGCAAUUCCAAGCAAAGUCACCCGCGAGGCGCGCCCCCAAGUUUGCGGAUGCCGCUGCCCUGAGAGCUCUGGAGGGAUCUCCGAACCCGCAAUCUGUUGAAAACUGGAAUUGGCUCAACACCAAUGACAGUGCCGAGCGCGGGGCUGCUUCUCCCCACCAGGCCGCUCGCUCACCUGCUGAGCAACUUUCGCCGGAAGACAGACCGAUUGUCAUUGGAAUUACUCUCCCCUCUGAUGAGGUGUCCAGCAGAGGAAUUGACCCCCUUACGGCAACUGUCAACAACAUCGAUACCCCCAGCGGCACGAAAAACCCGUUUCCCUUUACGUUUCAGACAAGCAAUGAUCGGGCCAAUGAGCGGGCUAUUGCACCUCAGGCGGAGCCUCGGCAGCUCCAGUCUGUCUGGUCUCCGGACACGCCCGAAACUGCGAGUUCGUUUAGCACGAUAAGAUACCCUUCCAGCGUUUACUCGCAAGCGUCCAUGGCACCAGUAAUGGGCCUUGGGCUGAGGGACAAUGAUGUUCCUCCUGUGCCAGCUGUCCCGGCCAAUUAUCAGGGGAUGACACCAGCGCCCCAACGCAUUGAACGCCUCAAGAGCGCCCAAGAGGAAGACGAAUCCGGGACGCCUUGUACACUCUUUGAGGAGGACGGUGUUACGCCUCUGAAAUCCCCCGCCAGCAAGCUGUCUGCUCUAACUCCUCAGAGCGUCCGUGGCUGGUGGGAUCACCACUUGGUCACGCCGUUUCUAGAUAGGACAAUGUCCUUUGCGAGCCGGCGGACCCAGUUGGAGUCACCCAUGGAGGAGAGAGGGCACCACCUGGCUCGGGCUACAGAAAAAGGAGACCAGAGCUCAUUGCUGACCCCCGAGCACGCAGCGAAUCGGCAACUCCUUGUUGACCGCGUCGCGGUGGGUUCGACGCCCACUAUCAAGAUCCCUACUCCCCGGCGGACGCCAUCGCCCCUGGGGCAGGUGUCUCGGGCUGAAGUUGUGCCUGAAGUCACGCGAGGUGCUUUGGAACGGGAUAGAUCAGCUUCUCGCGAGAGAGUGCAAGGCUUGGGCAUAACCAACUUUGCUACCACCUCUCCGCCUCCGGCUACGUCGUCGAAGAAGCAGGCGGGGGAUGGAGAUGCCAUCAAGUACCAAGCAGUCUUUCCACCCGACCAUCACUUGAAUAGCCAGUUUUCUCCGCGGGAGGCUCCCUUGGCUACCUCGACGACGUCACCAAAGGCCAGAGGAGGUGCGGCGUCGAACUCAUCACCAACCAGAGCAUAUCUGACUUUUGGAGCUGACCCCCACAGAGGCAGCUGGACAAGAGUCGGGUCCCUUGAUAUGGAGCGUGGUUACACGGAUUCGUUGCCUCCUCGGCCUGUGGGAGCAUCUCUUUCGCAUGCACACGCCGACAAACUGUCAGGCAAGGAGCACAAGAUUGAGGAAAAACGACAGCGGCACGAAAAUGCAGACAGGGCAGCAAGACGAGCCGGUGGCCUCUGGCGGGGCCGAGGUUGCAUACCCAAGAAGGGCUGCUUUGGCGACGCUGGGCCGGAGGGCCGCAAGAAGAGAAGAAUCUGGCUGUUGAUCAUUGCGCUUCUCCUACUUCUCAUCAUUGCUCUGGGCAUUGUGUUGGGCAUCGUUCUCAGCAGGCACCAUGGCUCUCACGGCAGCGAUACCCAAGCUCCUGGACAGGACCCGCCGUCCUCGAUAACUCCCUCGACGCCAUCCUCCCCGGAAGCGUCUUCGAUAUGGGUCAACCUCACAGACUAUCCUGCCAUGCCAACCGGUGUCUUGACGUUUGUGGGGCCCAACAACACCGUUGCCAAGAGUGACUGCACUGCGCCGACCACCCUCUGGAGCUGUUCUUUACCGAAAGAUGCCCAGGCGUCUGUGUCUCCAUUCAAGGCAAACCAGCCUACCAUGAUUUUCCAGAUCCAGUGGGACAACAGCACGGAGAGGGAUUGGAACGUUCCCAACGGCGCACCUCCGACGGCCAUCUCGAAAAGAGACGGAGGCAAAAACAGCUCUUCGAUUGAUGGAUUCAAGCCAGAUCCGAGUCCGCCGACUUUUGAGGAGAUGUGGUUCUUGGGCGAGACUACGGACAACAUCCAGUCGAGCCAAAAGGCAGGCGAGCCCACCCCCUUCUUCAUCAGCGUCCUCCCGUCUUUGAACGACACAAUCGACACGCCAUCUCUGAGUCGGCGUGCCACCGCUUCAGCCAUCAACAUUUCGGACAUCAUCUUCCCGCCAGAUCUGCAGGCGGACGGCACUCCUGCGCCUGCCGUGAUGCUGCCCACUCCAGUCCAGCAGCCGGUUCGACUCUUUGACCGCGGCUUGCCGACCGAACAUUACGGAUUCUACACAUAUUUCCAACGAACCAUCUUCCUCAAGUCCGUCACUGUUGUCAACGACUCGAGCCAGGGAAACGUGCCCGCGGACGAGGAUGGCGGCUGUAGCGAGACCGAGGCCAAUCACCUGGUGACGUGGGCCGAGACACGCAUGCUUGUGCAGAUCUGGACGCGGAAGCUGAACAGCACGGCGUCGUUGCUGGAGGGCGACGACGACGAGCGUGUUGGCGACUCGACGGAGCUGAUCAAGCCGGGGACGAUGCCGUAUCCGGUGACUGUGACUCUGGACACGCACGGUGGCGAUCCCGACCACAAGGUGGUGUGGGAGUGGCCCAUGGAUGACCGCCAGAAGCUGAAUACGAGCGCGCCUGAGCUGUUGGUGAACAAGAUGGACGUUGGGGGGACGUGGAUCAAUCAUCGGGGCAGCGGGAAUGCCAAGUUUGGAGGGUUUGAUGGAGGGACUGGGGGGUGCAAGUGUCAGUGGACAAGCCGGAGGCGCCUGGUGACGCUCGCCAUCGAAACCUCCUGCGACGACACAGCCGUGGCAGUCCUCUCCAAGUCGUCCACAACCGGCAAGACACGCCUCCUCUUCAACGAGCGCAUCUCAUCUGACAACCGCGCCUUUCAGGGCAUCAACCCCAUGGUUACGGUGCAGGGGCAUAAUGCUUCGCUGGCGCCUUUGGUGGAGAAGGCGUUGGGGGCUUUGCAGCGGUAUGAAGGAGAUGAUGAUGAGGAUGAUGAUAUGAGAACUGGAAUGAAGAAGGUGGUGCCGGAUUUCGUCUGCGCGACGAGAGGACCGGGCAUCAUGGCGAAUCUAUCGGUGGGAUUAAACGUCGCAAAGGGGCUGGCGCUUGCUUGGGGGGUUCCCUUUGUGGGCGUUCAUCAUAUGCAGGCUCAUGCGUUGACGCCUCGUCUCGUCGACGCCUUGAAGUCAUCAUCAUCAUCAUCAUCAUCCUCCUCCUCCUCCUCCUCAUCACCAUCCCCAUCCUUCCCCUUCCUCUCCCUCCUCGUCUCCGGCGGCCACACCCAACUCAUCCUCUCCACAUCCCUCACCUCCCACAAACUCCUCGCCUCCACCGCCGACGUCGCCAUCGGCAACCUCCUCGACCAAACCGCCCGCGUCAUCCUCCCUCCUUCCGUCCUCGCCUCCAGCCCAGACGUCAGCUACGGCCGCCUCCUCGAAGCAUUCGCCUUCCCUCCCGGCCGCCCCGCAGAGAGAAGCACAAACAACGACGACGACGACAGCAACAAUGUUGCUGAGUAUGAAGCCUUCUUUCAGCCGGCAAAGUCUAGAGGCGACGAGAUCAAAGACGUGGAAACUGGGUUUGGGUGGACGGUGCCGGUGCCGUUGAAGGGUUCGCGGAAGUUGGUGUAUUCGUUUUCGAGCAUAUACACGCAUGUGCAUAACAUUGCUGCUGCUGCUGCUGCUGCUGCUUCAUCAAACACUCAAACAAACAAUGACAGCCAUGCCGAACGCAGGGCGCUCGCCCGUCACACCCUCCGAGCAGCCUUUCAGCACCUCGCAAGCCGCCUCAUCCUCGCCCUGCAAGACUCGCCUUUUCUCCAGCCAUCAUCAUCAUCAUCAUCAUCAUCAUCAUCAGGAGGAGGAGGAGCAUCAGCAUCAUCGUCGUCCUGUCCCAUCAAGACCCUCGUCGUAGCAGGCGGCGUAGCAAGCAACCGCUUCCUCAUGCACGUCCUCCGCACGACCCUCGCCGCGCGCGGCUUCCCCGACAUACGCAUCGUCGCGCCGCCGCUGGAGCUGUGCACCGACAACGCUGCCAUGAUUGCCUGGGCGGGCAUGGAGAUGUUUGAGGACGGCUGGCGGAGCGAGCUCUCCGUGAGGCCGAUUGGGAGGUGGCCGAUGGAUCCGGAUGUGGGAGGCGGCAUCUUGGGGGCUGGCGGGUGGGUGAGACGUGUGAAGGGGUGA